AUGACAACAAUCUCUGUCAAAGAGAAGCUCAAUCAGCAAUUUCCAGAUACGGUGUAUACGCCCAUUCUCCCUCCCGGCAAACAUCCAGUAUUCACCUACAAUGGUUUCCAUCCUGGGAAAGUUGACCAGCUACCCCGUGGUCAUGUCAAGGAGCCAGGCUUUCAAGCCUUUCCGGUUGAUGUGACCUGGGAGCAUGAUCAGGCUAUUCCCAUGAGAGAUGGUGUCAUACUGUAUGGUGAUGUAUUUAGACCAUUAAGUGGAGAGGAAAAGGUCCCUGCUAUCAUUCCCUGGAGUCCAUAUGGAAAGGUUGGAAGUGGUACUCAAAACUACGAUCGUAUGGGUCCCUGGCGUAUGGGAAUUCCAUACCAGCGGCUAAGUGGAUAUGAAACUUUUGAGGGACCCAAUCCUGCGGACUGGUGUGCUAGAGGUUACGCCGUUGUCGAUAUUGAUGCUCGGGGUUGUGCCCAUUCAGAGGGGAAUGUUGCUUUCUGGGGCGAGCAGGAAGCUACCGAUAUCUACGAUUCCAUCACCUGGAUUGCCAAACAGCCCUGGUGCAGCGGGGCUGUGGUCAUGAUGGGAAAUUCUUGGCUUGCAAUCUCUCAGAUCAAUUUCGUGUCGCGGUUCACCCACCCAAAUCUCAAAGCAAUUGCACCCUGGGAGGGCAUGACGGAUGUAUAUGCACACAACCUGUGUAGAGGGGGCGUUCCCAACGCGGCAUUUAGCGAGCUUAUCAUGCGUGGAUUUGCAGGAUUCGAGAAGAUCGAAAAUGCCGGUGCCAUGUUGAAGCAGCGCCCACUCUUUGAUGAAUACUGGUACACUAAGAAGAUCAAACCGGAGAAUAUUCAUGACAUUCCGAUAUACUUGACUGCUUCUUACUCAACGGGUCUCCAUUGUGAAGGCUCAUUCCAUACCUUCGAAACGGCGCAGACCUCUCGCAAGUGGCUUCGAGUUCAUGCAUCCCAGGAAUGGCACGAUUUGUACCGACCGGAAUCAAUGGAUGAUUUGCAGCGCUUUUAUGAUUUUUACGCCAAAGGGAUGCAGAAUGGGUGGGAAACCGAAACGCCGCGAGUCAGACUUACUCUACUUGGGUACGAUGGCAGCUUUGUGAAGACCGUAGAGGAGCGUGUUGAGGAGCAGUGGCCGCCUGCAUCUCAACACAAGGUUCGAUACUAUCUAGAUGCUGGCAACAAGACUUUGGCUAUUGCUCAGCCUGCCGUGUCUAGUUCCGUCGCCCAUGAGGGUCAUUCGCUGACAGAUUGUUCAGACUUCACCCUGUAUUUUGACAAGUACACAGAGCUCUGUGGCCGCCCAUUUGUCAAACUGUACAUGGCCUGUGACUCAGCCGAUGAUAUGGACGUGGUGGUACAAAUCCGAAAGGUAUCUGCAUUUGGCAAGCUCCUGGAGUCCCUGAACUGGUCCCCAAUGCCAAAGCCGCAACCAGAAGUUCCCAAUGUAAAUGUUGCCAAACAUCUCGGGCAGCAAGGAAUGCUUCGGGCAUCUCACCAUGUCAGUCUUCUUCCUCGACGGGACGACGACGAGUUCCCGGUGUAUGGUCAUGAUCGACGUGAGCCUAUUCCUGUGGGCACAGUCGUCCCGCUACUCAUCCCUAUCUGGCCGGUCGGAAUGGUGUUUGAGGCAGGAGAGGGAUUGGUUCUUUGUGUGUCCGGCCAUGAUAUGUCGCUACCAGAAACAGAGAUGUUGAGGUUGAAGGAGCCUGUGGAUGAGAAUCGCGGGAAGCACACGAUUUAUACGGGUGGGGACUAUGCUAGCUACUUGGUUCUUCCAUUCAUUUGA
Messenger RNA from Penicillium daleae, 1794 nucleotides. RefSeq lists its product as uncharacterized. The record is from RefSeq and is a predicted model, not a curated record. The transcript is spliced from 6 exons. NCBI's taxonomy places the organism in Eukaryota, Fungi, Ascomycota, Eurotiomycetes, Eurotiales, Aspergillaceae. Gene Ontology annotation, molecular function: dipeptidyl-peptidase activity. The coding region runs from base 1 to 1794 and encodes 597 amino acids.